Messenger RNA from Sclerotinia sclerotiorum 1980 UF-70, 150 nucleotides. RefSeq lists its product as hypothetical. Gene Ontology annotation, molecular function: fatty acid synthase activity. Gene Ontology annotation, biological process: secondary metabolite biosynthetic process; fatty acid biosynthetic process. The transcript has a single exon. The record is from RefSeq and is a predicted model, not a curated record. Bases 1 to 150 code for a protein of 49 amino acids. Lineage: Eukaryota; Fungi; Ascomycota; Leotiomycetes; Helotiales; Sclerotiniaceae.
AUGGAUCCACAGGUCCGUUUGCUCCUCGAGAUGGUCUACGAAGCACUUGAAGCCGGUUCACAAACGAUUGACAACUUGAGGGGUUCUGACACAGCCGUGUAUGCUAGCCAAAUGGUGAAUGAUUAUGACUUGCUUAUGGACCGACAUUAA